AUGGCUAGAAGAUUAGUUCUUCAUCAAUUACACCCAAGAUCAGAACGAGCAUGGCAGUGGGCCACUGCCAUUCCAUUCUUGAUUGUGGUUUUUGCUUCUGCCUCCCUGAUGUCGAGUUUGGAGGAGCCACUUGGUCUUGACAAAUUGCCAAGCAUGAGUACAAUUGAUCGGAUACAGAGAUUUUCAUCUGGUGCUUGCCGACCUAUCGGAGAUGACAUGGGAAUGGGUAUCUGUUGGAUUCAAGGGGGGAGAAGUAGCUCAUCCAAUAGUUGCAAGGAAUAUGAUGAGGAUGCUAGAGACACGUACCCAUGGAGAAGGCAUAGGAAAAACACAUCCCAAAAUGGCUCCGUCAAUAGGAGGACAAUGAGUGCAGGCACGAAAAAAGUUGUAUCUGAAAAUUUUUGUGAUUCACAUUGUUCUCCAGGUCACGAAUACAAGACUAAGAGUACUAGUGACAAUAUACAACAUAUAACAAAUAAGUUUUUGAAAGAUAUACCAAAGUUUGUGAAGAUAGUAGAAGUUGGUCCAAGGGAUGGGCUUCAGAAUGAGAAGGAUAUGGUACCAACAUCUGUAAAGGUCGAAUUGAUCCAUAGACUAGUAUCUUCAGGAUUGCCUGUUGUUGAGGCUACCAGUUUUGUAUCACCUACACGGGUGCCUCAGUUGUCUGAUGCAGCCGAAGUGAUGGAAACCGUUCGUAAUUUGGAAGGGGCCAGAUUGCCAGUUUUAACACCUAAUUUGAAAGGUUUUCGAGCUGCUGUUGCAGCUGGAGCAAAAGAAGUGGCAGUCUUUGCAUCAGCCUCUGAAUCAUUUUCAAAAUCCAACAUCAAUUGUAGCAUUGAAGAAAGUCUUGAUCGUUACCGUGCUGUAACUUCUGCUGCAAAAGAGCUUGCAAUCCCUGUUCGAGGGUAUGUAUCAUGUGUAGUUGGUUGUCCCACAGAAGGAGCAAUUUCGCCAUCUAAAGUGGCUCAUGUGGCGAAAGAGCUCUAUGAGAUGGGUUGCUUCGAAAUUUCUCUUGGAGACACGAUUGGAGUUGCCACGCCUGGGACUGUUGUUUCCAUGCUUGAAGCUGUGAUGGCGGUCGUUCCAGUCGACAAGCUUGCAGUCCACUUCCAUGACACUUAUGGGCAAUCACUUCCAAAUAUUCUAGUAUCCCUCCAAAUGGGGAUUAGUACAAUCGAUUCCUCUGUUGCGGGUUUGGGUGGAUGUCCAUAUGCAAAAGGAGCUACAGGGAAUGUUGCAACUGAAGAUGUGGUAUACAUGCUCCAUGGACUCGGUAUAAAAACCAAUAUAGAUUUGGCAAAGGUCAUAUCUGCUGGGAAUUUCAUCAACAAACAUUUGGGGCGCCCAUCGGGUUCGAAGACUGCCAUUGCCUUGAAUCGAGUUGCAGCGGACGCUUCCAAGAUGUAACACAUCUUAUUACUCACGUACACCUUACAUUGAUCAAGUAAAGAAGGUUUUCACUUCAAGAAACUUUCUUAUAGUAAAUAUGCAAUCCUAUCUGCUGAAUACGUUUUAGCCAUAUACCGGAUCUCAAAUUAUAUAAUUAUCAUAAUAUCAAAUUUAUGGAUCUGAAUCCCCUCCAUAAUAUAAAGAAAAUUUAGUUGGUUCCUUUUGUAUCAAUGGUGUUUGAAUGAUUAAGAUAUUGUCGUGU
Benincasa hispida (wax gourd) is the source of this 1651-nucleotide messenger RNA. Lineage: Eukaryota; Viridiplantae; Streptophyta; Magnoliopsida; Cucurbitales; Cucurbitaceae. The record is from RefSeq and is a predicted model, not a curated record.